AUGGCUCCUGUUCUCUACGGAAGUGUAGGCUAUAUCUGCACCAACCGCGUCCUUCUUGCCGCCGCUGAACUGGGCGAAGAGCUGGAGUUUGUCCACGUCGAUACAAUGAAGGGGGAGCACAAGACUGCCGAGUAUCUCAAGAUUCAUCCCUGGGGUAGAAUUCCAACCCUGAAGAAUGGAGACUUCACGAUGUACGAGUCGCGAGCUAUUUCGCGCUACUUAGCUUGCAGCGUGUUCCCUGAAAAGGGGAAGAGCCUCGUUCCUUCGCCAGAUGUCGACCCUGAAGCCUUCGCCUUGUUUGAACAGGCCGCCAGCGUCGAGAUGGCGUACAUCAACCCAUUUUUGGAAGGCCUGGUUACGGAGAAGUACUUCGUGCCUACUCUCGGGGGAAAACUCAACCCAGUUAAAAUCGCCGAGCAGAGAAAGAACCUGGAUGACAACUUGAAGGUUCUGGAUGGUAUCCUCGCCACUCGCCAAUAUGUUGCUGGCAAUGAGUUCACCUUGGCCGAUGUCUUCUAUGUCCCUUUCAUUUUCAUGCUGGGCAGUAAGGAGGUCGGUGAGUUCGACUUGAUCACUUCUCGCCCCAACAUUAGUGCCUGGUGGGAGCGCAUCACCAGCCGCCCAGCUUUCAAGAAGGUAUAUAGCUCUUGA
Messenger RNA from Ilyonectria robusta, 651 nucleotides. RefSeq names its product glutathione S-transferase-like protein. Gene Ontology annotation, molecular function: glutathione binding; glutathione transferase activity. Gene Ontology annotation, cellular component: cytoplasm. The transcript is spliced from 4 exons. The record is from RefSeq and is a predicted model, not a curated record. Lineage: Eukaryota; Fungi; Ascomycota; Sordariomycetes; Hypocreales; Nectriaceae. The coding region runs from base 1 to 651 and encodes 216 amino acids.